Pelobates cultripes (western spadefoot toad) is the source of this 37866-nucleotide messenger RNA. Lineage: Eukaryota; Metazoa; Chordata; Amphibia; Anura; Pelobatidae. The record is from the annotation of a GenBank genome assembly.
AUGAAAAGGAUCUACAGAAAAUGCUUCACAAACACCGAUCCCUCCAGUCACCAGAACUUCAACAACAGAAACCACUGCACUUACAAAUACCUUUCCACUGUCUACCACCGCUUUACCAACCACUGCCGCUACACUGUAUCCUACUACCAGCCAUAUUGGAACAACACCAGGUGUGUACCCAUAUAAGGAACUUAUCAAUGUCUUUCUGUAUGUCUAUCUGUCUAUCUAGCGAUUUCUAUAUAUACAUGAACAUAGAUACAUAUACAAUAAGACCAAAGUUUGAGUCCUAAAUGGAUGUCUCCAAAACCCAGACAUUAUUUUCCUUUAAAAAAUGUUUUAGUACCAUGUAUCAUUUAUAUAAAUCUACAUGUAUUGUUAACUAAGUAUUUGUUAAAUUGCAUUUAAAUAUCAAAAGAAUCUACAGAAACGAUUUCUCAAACGUCGAUCCCUCCUGUCAUCAGUACUUUACCCACAAAAACCACUGCACUUACAAAUACUGUUCCUCUGUCUACCACCGCUUCACAAACCACUGCCACUACAUUGUAUCCUACUACCAGCCAUACUGUAACACCACCAGGUGGGUACCCAGAAAAGGUUUUUAUCGAAAUCUGCUUUUCUGCCUACCUGCUUCUCUGUCUGUCUCUUUAUUUACAUGUACAUAGACCAUAUGACCAAUGUUCGAGUAGUAAAUGAAUAUCUCCUGAACCUAGACAUUCCAUUCCAUUAAUAAAUUCUUUUGUACUAUGUAUAAUUUAUAGUAAUCUAAAUGUAUAUUUUACCAAGUAUCUGUUAUAUUAUACUUAAAUAUAAAACGAUCUACAGAAACUGCUUCACAAACACCGAGUCCUUCAGUUACUAGUACCUCAACAACAGAAACCACUGCAAUCGCAAAUACUGUUCCACUGUCAACCACUGCUUCACCAACCCCUGCCACAACAUUGUAUCCUACUAACAGCCAUACUGUAACAGGACCAGGUGGGUAUCCAGAUAAGAUACAUAUAUCAUAAGACCUAUCUAUCUAUCUAUCUAUCUAUCUAUUUCUUUAUCUAUCUCUAUAUAUACAUGAACAUAGAUACAUAUACCAGAAGACCAAAGUUUGAGUGAUAAAUGAAUAUGUUCAAUGCAUAUACAUUAUUUCCCUUCAAUAAAUCCUUUAUUAUCGUAUAACUUUUAUAUUAAUCUACAUGAAUAUUUUAUUACGUAUACGUUAUAUUACAUUUGAAUAUGAAAUGAUCUACAGAAACUGCUUCACAAACGCUGAUACCUCCUGUCACCAGUACUUCACCCGAAGAAACCAUUCCAAUCACAAAUACUGUUCAUCUGUCUACCACCGCUUCACAAACCACUGCCUCUACAUUGUAUCCUGCUACCAGCCAUACUGUAACAGCACCAGGUGGGUACCCAGAAAGGCAUUUAUCGAUGCCAAACUGUCUCUCUAUCUAUUUCUAUAUAUACAUGUACAAAUAACAGAAGAACACAGUUUGAGUGGUAAAUACUACUGAAAAAGCACCAGGUGUGCACUCGUAUGAGGUAUGUAUUGAUGUCCUCUGUCUGUCUAUGUCUCUGUCUUUCUCUCACUCUCUCUGUCUGUCUGUCGAUCUAUCUAUACAUCUACAUAGAUAAAUAUACCAUAAGAGCAAAUUUUGAGUGGUUAAUGUAUGUCUCCAAACACAGACAUUGCUUUAUUUUAAUAAAUGCUUUAGUAUCAUACAUCUUUUAUAUUACUCUGCAUGUAUCUUUUUCUAAGUAUCUUUUCUAUUAAAUUUAAAUAUCAGAAGGAUCUACAGAAACGACUUCUCAAACACUGAUCCCUCCGGUCACCAGUACUUUACCCACCACAAACACUGCACUUACAAAUACUGUUCCUCUGUCUACCACUGCUUCACAAACCACUGCUACUACAUUGUAUCCUACUAGCAGCCAUACUGUAACAGGACCAGGUGGGUAUCCAGAUAAGAUACAUAUAUAAUAAGACCUAUCUAUCUAUCUAUCUAUCUAUCUAUCUAUCUAUCUAUCUAUCUCUUUAUCUAUCUCUAUAUAAACAUGAACAUAGAUACAUGUACCAUAAGACCAAAGUUUGAGUGGUAAAUGAAUAUGUUCAAAGCCUAUACAUUAUUUUCAUUCAAUAAAUGCUUUAUUAUCGUAUAACUUUUAUAUUAAUCUACAUGAAUCUUUUACUAAGUAUUUGUUAUAUUACAUUUGAAUAUCAAAUGAUCUACAGAAACUGCUUCACAAACGCUGAUACCUCCUGUCACCAGUACUUCACCCGAAGAAACCAUUCCAAUCACAAAUACUGUUCAUCUGUCUACCACCGCUUCACCAACCACUGCCUCUACAUUGUAUCCUACUACCAGCCAUACUGUAACAGCACCAGGUGGGUAUCCAGAUAAGAUACAUAUAUCAUAAGACCUAUCUAUCUAUCUAUCUGUCUAUCUGUCUAUCUCUCUAUCUCUUUAUCUAUCUCUAUAUAUACAUGAACAUAGAUACAUAUACCAUAAGACCAAAGUUUGAGUGGUAAAUGAAUAUGUUCAAAGCCUAUACACUAUUUUCAUUCAAUAAAUGCUUUAUUAUCGUAUAACUUUUAUAUUAAUCUACAUGAAUCUUGUACUAAGUAUUUGUUAUAUUACAUUUGAAUAUCAAAUGAUCUACAGAAACUGCUUCACAAACGCUGAUACCUCCUGUCACCAGUACUUCACCCGAAGAAACCACUCCAAUCACAAAUACUGUUCAUCUGUCUACCACCGCUUCACCAACCACUGCCUCUACAUUGUAUCCUACUACCAGCCAUACUGUAACACCACCAGGUGGGUACCCAGAAAGGCAUUUAUCGAUGUCAAACUGUCUCUCUAUCUAUCUCUAUAUAUACAUGUACAAAUAACAGAAGAACACAGUUUGAGUGGUAAAUACUACUGAAAAAGCACCAGGUGUGCACUCUUAUGAGGUAUGUAUCGAUGUCCUCUGUCUGUCUAUGUCUCUGUCUUUCUCUCACUCUCUCUGACUGUCUGUUGAUCUAUCUAUACAUCUACAUAGAUAAAUAUACCAUAAGAGCAAAGUUUGAGUGGUUAAUGCAUGUCUCCAAACACAUCUUUUAUAUUACUCUACAUGUAUCUGUUUCUAAGUUUCUUUUCUAUUGAAUUUAAAUAUCAAAAGGAUCUACAGAAACGACUUCUCAAACACUGAUCCCUCCGGUCACCAGUACUUUACCCACCGAAAACACUGCACUUACAAAUACUGUUCCUUUGUCUACCACCGCUUCACAAACACAGACAUUGCUUUCUUUUAAUAAAUGGUUUAGUAUCAUACAUCUUUUAUAUUACUCUACAUGUAUCUUUUUCUAAGUAUCUUUUAUAUUAAAUUUAAAUAUGAAAAGGAUCUACAGAAAAUGCUUCACAAACACCGAUCCCUCCGGUCACCAGAACUUCAACAACAGAAACCACUGCACUUACAAAUACCUUUCCACUGUCUACCACCACUUCACCAACCACUGCCGCUACACUGUAUCCUACUACCAGCCAUAUUGGAACAACACCAGGUGUGUACCCAUAUAAGGAACUUAUCAAUGUCUUUCUGUAUGUCUAUCUGUCUAUCUAGCUAUCUCUAUAUAUACAUGAACAUAGAUACAUAUAUAAUAAGACCAAAGUUUGAGUCGUAAAUGGAUGUCUCCAAAACCCAGACAUUAUUUUCCUUUAAAAAAUGUUUUAGUACCAUGUAUCAUUUAUAUAAAUCUACAUGUAUUGUUAACUAAGUAUUUGUUAAAUUGCAUUUAAAUAUCAAAAGGAUCUACAGAAACGAUUUCUCAAACGUCGAUCCCUCCUGUCAUCAGUACUUUACCCACAAAAACCACCGCACUUACAAAUACUGUUCCUCUGUCUACCACCGCUUCACAAACCACUGCCACUACAUUGUAUCCUACUACCAGCCAUACUGUAACACCACCAGGUGGGUACCCAGAAAAGGUUUUUAUCGAAAUCUGCUUUUCUGCCUACCUGCUUAUCUGUCUGUCUCUUUAUUUACAUGUACAUAGACCAUAUGACCAAUGUUCGAGUCAUAUGGUCUAUGUACAUGAAAUCUGCUUUUCUGCCUACCUGCUUAUCUGUCUGUCUCUUUAUUUACAUGUACAUAGACCAUAUGACCAAUGUUCGAGUAGUAAAUGAAUAUCUCCUGAACCUAGACAUUCCAUUCCAUUAAUAAAUUCUUUUGUACUAUGUAUCAUUUAUAGUAAUCUAAAUGUAUAUUUUACCAAGUAUCUGUUAUAUUAUACUUAAAUAUAAAAUGAUCUACAGAAACUGCUUCACAAACACCGAGUCCUUCAGUUACUAGUACCUCAACAACAGAAACCACUGCAAUCGCAAAUACUGUUCCACUGUCAACCACUGCUUCACCAACCCCUGCCACAACAUUGUAUUCUACUACCAGCCAUACUGUAACAGCACCAGGUGGGUACCUGGUACUCUGUCUGUCUGUACAUCUAUAUAUACAUGCACAUAGAUAAAUAUACUAUAAAACCAAAGUUUAACUAGUAAAUGAAUGUCUCAAAAACCCAACAUUAUUUUUCAUUAAUAAAUGCUUUAGUAUCAUAAUAUUUAUCUCCAUGUAUCUUUUUCUAAGUAUUUGUUAUAUUACAUUUACAGAAACGGCUUCACAAACGCCAAUCCCUCCUGUCAUGAGUACUUCAUCCACAGACCAUAAGACCUAUCUGUCUGUCUGUCUGCCCAGACCUUGCUUUCUUUUAAUUAAUGCUUUAGUACCAUGUAUUUUUCAUAUUACUCUACAUGUAUCAAUUUCUAAGUAUCUUUUAUAUUACAUUUAAAUAUCACAAGGAUCUACAGAAAAUGCUUCGCAAACGUCGAUCCCUCCUGUCACCAAAACCUCAACAACAGAAACCACUGCACUUACAAAUACUAUUUCACUGUCUACCACCGCUUCACCAACCACUGCCACUACAUUGUAUCCUACUACCAGUCAUACUGUAACAGCACAAGGUUGGUACCCAGAUAAGGUAUUUAUCAAUGUCUAACUGUCUCUUUGUCUAUCUAUUUCUGUAUAUACAUGUACAUACCUACACAUACCAAAAUUACAAAGUUUGAGUGUGUACCUAAUGAGUUACGUAUCGAUGUCCUCUGUCUGUCUAUCUCUCUGUCUUUCUCUCUCUCUCUCUGUCUGUCUGUUGAUUUAUCUAUACAUCUACAUAGAUAAAUAUACCAUAAGAGCAAAGUUUGAGUGGUUAAUGUAUGUCUCCAAAAACAGACAUUGCUUUCUUUUAAUAAAUGCUUUAGUAUCAUACAUCUUUUAUAUUACUCUGCAUGUAUCUUUUUCUAAGUAUCUUUUCUAUUAAAUUUAAAUAUCAAAAGAAUCUACAGAAACGACUUCUCAAACACUGAUCCCUCCGGUCCCCAGUACUUUACCCACCACAAACACUGCACUUACAAAUACUGUUCCUCUGUCUACCACUGCUUCACAAACCACUGCCACUACAUUGUAUCCUACUACCAGCCAUACUGUAACAGGACCAGGUGGGUAUCCAGAUAAGAUACAUAUAUCAUAAGACCUAUCUAUCUAUCUAUCUAUCUAUUUCUUUAUCUAUCUCUAUAUAAACAUGAACAUAGAUACAUAUACCAUAAGCCCAAAGUUUGAGUGGUAAAUGAAUAUGUUCAAAGCCUAUACAUUAUUUUCAUUCAAUAAAUGCUUUAUUAUUGUAUAACUUUUAUAUUAAUCUACAUGAAUCUUUUACUAAGUAUUUGUUAUAUUACAUUUGAAUAUCAAAUGAUCUACAGAAACUGCUUCACAAACGCCGAUACCUCCUGUCACCAGUACUUCACCCAAAGAAACCACCGCAAUUACAAAUGCUGUUUAUCUGUCUACCACCGCUUCACCAACCACUGCCUCUACAUUGUAUCCAGGGCCAGCGCUUCCUAUAAGGCGAACUAGGCAGCCGCCUAGGGCGCCAUAUAGGAGGGGGCGCCCUGCGCCCCCAUCGCCGGCCCUUUAAAUUCUGCAGCCGCCUGAGCGCUCUAUAGAGAGCGUUCAGGCAGCUGCCGCAGUGCCUCACCUCCCCUGCCCUGCUGUAGCGUGGCCGAGCUCCUUUCCGGUCCGCGACCCGGCCAGACUGACAGGAAGUGCACACUGAGUGUGCACUUCCUGUCAGUCCGCCGGGUCGCGGACCGGAUAGGAGCUCGGCCACGCUACAGCAGGGCAGGGGAGGUGAGGAGAAGCUUCUGGGAGGAGGGGGGAGAUGAUGGGGAGAUGGAUUGAUGGAGGGAGGGGAGAUAAAUGAUGAUGAUGGGGGGAGACGGGAGGUAAGGAUGACUGAUGGGAGGGGGAGGAUGAGGGGAGGAUGAUUGAUGGAGGGGGAUGAUGAUGAUGGGGAGAUGGAUUGAUGGGAGGAGGGGGAUGAUGAUGAUGGGGGGAGAUUGGAAGGAGAUGAUGGGGAGAUGAUCGAUGGGAGGAGGGGGAGAUGAUGGGGAGAUGAUCGAUGGAGGGAGGGGAGAUGACAGAUGGGGAGAGAGGGAGGGGAUGAUGGGGAGAUGAUUGAUGGAGGAGGGGGGAGAUGAUGAUGGGGGAGAUGGGAGAUGGGAGAUGAUGGGGGAGGAUGGAUUGAUGGAGGGGGGGGAGGAUGAUGAUGGGGAGAGAUGGGAGGGGGGGGAGAUGAUUGAUGGGAGGAGGGGGGGAGUUGAUGAUGGGGGAUGGAGGGGAGAUGAUGGGGGAGACGAUGGGGAGAUGAUUGAUGGGGGGAGAUGAUGAUGGGGAGAGGAUGGAGGGGAGAUGAUUGGGGAGAUGAUUGAUGGAGGAGGGGGGGGAGAUGAUGAUGGGGGGUAGAUGGGAGGGGAGAUGAUUGAUGGAGGGAGGGGGGGAGAUGAUGAUGGGGAGAGGAUGGAGGGGGAGAUAGAUUGAUGGAGGGGGGAGAUGGAGUUGAUGGGAGGGAGGGGAGAUUGAUGAUGAUGGAGGGAGGGGGGUAGGAUUUGAUGGGAGGAGGGGGGGGAGACACCUGAUGGGAUGGAGGGGGGGAAGAUGGAGGGGAGAUGGGGAGAUGGACGGAUGGGAGGAGGGGAGAUGAUUGAUUGGGGGAGAUGAUUGAUGGAGGAGGGGGAGAUGAUUGAUGGGAGGGGGAGAUGAUUGAUGGGAGGGGAGAUGAUUGAUGGGAGAAGAUUAUGGGGAGAAGAGAAGAUUAUGGGGGGAGAAGAAGAGAAGAUUACGGGGGAGAAGAAGAGAAGAUUACGGGGAGAAGAAGCGAUUACGGGGGGGAGGGGAGAAGAAGACAAGAUUACAGGGGAGAGAAGAAGCGGAGAACACAGGGAGGGGGGGGAAUAAGAGGAAAACACUGGGGGAGAAGAAGAGGAGAACACGAGGGGUGGGAGAUGAGAAAGUAGGGGAGGGAGAGACCACUAAAGGAGGGAGGGGGCAGUGGAGAGACCGCUAAGGGAGGGGGGUGGAGGAUAGGGGAGGGGGGGGGGAGAGGAGAGACCACUAAUGGAAAGUCGGGGAGAAAAGGAGACCACCAAGGGAGGUGGGGGGGAGAGGAGAGACCACUAAGGGGCAGGGGAGAUCUCUAAGGAAUGGAAGGGAGAGCUCUAUAGGACAGGGGACAGGGAGCUCUUCACACCACGCGCGCACACACACACACACACAAUGCAUCCCUAUACACACAGAAACACAACAUGCUUCCCUUACACACAGAGAAACACACAAUGCAACCCUUACACAUAAAGACAAUGCAUCCUUUGCACAUAUACACAGAACACACACAAUGCAUCUCUUACACACACAUGCAAACACACACUGUUUCUCUUACACACACACACAGAAACACAAUGCAUCUCUUACACACACUCAACACACCCCUUACAGACACACACACUGCAUCCCUUACAUACACAGAAACAUACUUUGCAUCCCUUAUGCAUACAAACACAGAUUCACACAAUGCAUCCCUAACACACAACAAGAAACACACAAUACAUCCCUUAUACACAAACACUCACUGCUUUCUAUCCCUUACACAAACAACACUGCAUCACCUACACAAACUGGUAUCCCUAUACACUACAUUCCGUAAGCACACACAUUAGAUCCUCUACAGUAACACAUAACACAUCCCCUACACACUCUACUCCCUGUGAGUUCAUGGGUGGAACAUGUAGGUGGCCUUAUGGGUGGGCUUUAUGGGCAUACUCACCGUCAGGCCCUGGGGCCCAGACCUUGAGCUAUGUAAGAGGCCCCAAAAAUGGAGCUGCUUCCCGUUCUCCCAGAACAUUGAAUUUUGUGACCACAGUUGCAAACAGCCUCCAGAGAUCCUGUUCUACACCAGACCAGUGGAGCCAGACUGCAGCCAGAGCCCAUCACCAUCCUCAUCUGAUUGUAAGUAGGCAAUCUAGUAUAUUAUUAGUGACACUAAUCUCUAAUUUACCUCACAUUAAAUGGACACUAUAGUCCCCAGAACCACUGCAGCUUAAUAAAGUUGUUCUGGUGUCUAUAGUUUGUCCCUGCAGGCUUUUUAAUGUAAACACACACUGUGUGCAGCACUGGCAUUAGUUCAUAUGGGUGGGGCAUUGCGAUGUUCCGGGGGGUGGGGGGGCGGCAAAUCUUUCUUUUGCCUAGGGCGGCAAAAAUCCUUGCACCGGCCCUGAUUGUAUCCUACUACCAGCCAUACUGUAACAGCACCAGGUGGGUACCCAGAUAGGCAUUUAUCGAUGCCAAACUGUCUCUCUAUCUAUUUCUAUAUAUACAUGUACAAAUAACAGAAGAACACAGUUUGAGUGGUAAAUACUACUGAAAAAGCACCAGGUGUGCACUCGUAUGAGGUAUGUAUUGAUGUCCUCUGUCUGUCUAUGUCUCUGUCUUUCUCUCACUCUCUCUGUCUGUUGAUCUAUCUAUACAUCUACAUAGAUAAAUAUACCAUAAGAGCAAAGUUUGAGUGGUUAAUGUAUGUCUCCAAACACAUCUUUUAUAUUACUCUACAUGUAUCUUUUUCUAAGUUUCUUUUCUAUUGAAUUUAAAUAUCAAAAGGAUCUACAGAAACGACUUCUCAAACACUGAUCCCUCCGGUCACCAGUACUUUACCCACCGAAAACACUGCACUUACAAAUACUGUUCCUUUGUCUACCACCGCUUCACAAACACAGACAUUGCUUUCUUUUAAUAAAUGCUUUAGUAUCAUACAUGUAACGGACCGUUUUGCACACAAGGGGUAAAAACCGUUUAGGCGAUCGGCCCCCUUUCCAGAGAUACAGGCACAGCUACUGCAGAACACCAAACUCCCAAACUGGAUACAAAAUAGCACUCCAACUCCCGAACUGGAACCUCCCAAAUAGCUGCUAGCAGACGAACAGGAAAAGCAGACAAUCAGCUUACACUCCUGGCAAUCAGUCUCUAACAGCAUACAGUGAAUCCCCCCAAGAACGAGACAAGGCUCCGUGUUGAGGGUCAAGCAGUGGUCUGAGGUGCUGGCACACCCAGCCUGGUUUUUAUUACAGUCUUGCAAAUACAGGACCACCCACAGGGAGGUAUAAAAUAUCCAGUAACAUAUUAGUUACAACCCACAGAUUCCCUCCCCUUAUCCUGAGAGGUAACCCAAUUACACAUACUUUUUACCACAAUGCAUCCUGGCUUCCUCUCCUCUGCCCAGGAGAUAAUUGAGAAGUAAUUAAAUUAUCUCCCAGGACAGAGACAAGACUCCAUUAUGCACAUGGUGACACAAAACAAGCAUUACUGUUAAAAUACACCAGGUAAGACACAUUACAUUAAAACUAUACAUUUAACAUAUCCCCAGAUAGCUCAGGUCUGAGCGCACAUUAUUAAGUGAAUGGCGCUCAGACCACACGAAUACAGUUUAAUCGCCAUGGAGCCAAAGUCUUUACAGUCAGUUUCAUACGAAUGGGCUCCAUGGGAUUCCUAUCUGGGGUAUAACACAUUCAAACAAAUCUACCGAACCCCAGGCAGAAAAGCAUGAAUGAAGCUUUUCUGCAGGUAAAAAAGAUGUCUUUUAACAGGGGGCCAUAGUCCAAAGGCAGCAGGCGAGCAACCAGGCUUCUCCAAUGCAAUGUGGCGAGAUUGGUUAUUACUCUACAUGUAUCUUUUUCUAAGUAUCUUUUAUAUUAAAUUUAAUUAUGAAAAGGAUCUACAGAAAAUGCUUCACAAACACCGAUCCCUCCAGUCACCAGAACUUCAACAACAGAAACCACUGCACUUACAAAUACCUUUCCACUGUCUACCACCGCUUCACCAACCACUGCCGCUACACUGUAUCCUACUACCAGCCAUAUUGGAACAACACUAGGAGUGUACCCAUAUAAGGAACUUAUCAAUGUCUUUCUGUAUGUCUAUCUGUCUAUCUAUCUCUAUAUAUACAUGAACAUAGAUACAUAUACAAUAAGACCAAAGUUUGAGUAGUAAAUGGAUGUCUCCAAAACCCAGACAUUAUUUUCCUUUAAAAAGUGUUUUAGUACCAUGUAUCAUUUAUAUAAAUCUACAUGAAUUGUUAACUAAGUAUUUGUUAAAUUGCAUUUAAAUAUCAAAAGGAUCUACAGAAACGAUUUCUCAAACGUCGAUCCCUCCUGUCAUCAGUACUUUACCCACAAAAACCACUGCACUUACAAAUACUGUUCCUCUGUCUACCACCGCUUCACAAACCACUGCCACUACAUUGUAUACUACUACCAGCCAUACUGUAACACCACCAGGUGGGUACCCAGAAAAGGUUUUUAUCGAAAUCUGCUUUUCUGCCUACCUGCUUAUCUGUCUGUCUCUUUAUUUACAUGUACAUAGACCAUAUGGCCAAUGUUCGAGUAGUAAAUGAAUAUCUCCUGAACCUAGACAUUCCAUUCCAUUAAUAAAUUCUUUUGUACUAUGUAUCAUUUAUAGUAAUCUAAAUGUAUAUUUUACCAAGUAUCUGUUAUCUUAUACUUAAAUAUAAAAUGAUCUACAGAAACUGCUUCACAAACACCGAGUCCUUCAGUUACUAGUACCUCAACAACAGAAACCACUGCAAUCGCAAAUACUGUUCCACUGUCAACCACUGCUUCACCAACCCCUGCCACAACAUUGUAUUCUACUACCAGCCAUACUGUAACAACACCAGGUGGGUACCUGGUACUCUGUCUGUCUGUACAUCUAUAUAUACAUGCACAUAGAUAAAUAUACUAUAAAACCAAAGUUUAACUAGUAAAUGAAUGUCUCAAAAACCCAACAUUAUUUUUCAUUAAUAAAUGCUUUAGUAUCAUAAUAUUUAUCUCCAUGUAUCUUUUUCUAAGUAUUUGUUAUAUUACAUUUACAGAAACGGCUUCACAAACACCAAUCCCUCCUGUCAUGAGUACUUCAUCCACAGACCAUAAGACCUAUCUGUCUGUCUGUCUGCCCAGACAUUGCUUUCUUUUAAUUAAUGCUUUAGUACCAUGUAUUUUUCAUAUUACUCUACAUGUAUCAAUUUCUAAGUAUCUUUUAUAUUACAUUUAAAUAUCACAAGGAUCUACAGAAAAUGCUUCGCAAACGUCGAUCCCUCCUGUCACCAAAACCUCAACAACAGAAACCACUGCACUUACAAAUACUAUUUCACUGUCUACCACCGCUUCACCAACCACUGCCACUACAUUGUAUCCUACUACCAGUCAUACUGUAACAGCACAAGGUUGGUACCCAGAUAAGGUAUUUAUCAAUGUCUAACUGUCUCUUUGUCUAUCUAUUUCUGUAUAUACAUGUACAUACCUACACAUACCAAAAUUACAAAGUUUGAGUGUGUACCUAAUGAGUUAUGUAUCGAUGUCCUCUGUCUGUCUAUCUCUCUGUCUUUCUCUCUCUCUCUCUCUGUCUUUCUACCUAUCUAUUUAUCCAUGUACAUAGAUAAAAUAUUACAUAAGGUCAAAGUUUAAGUGGUAAAUGAAUGUCUCCAAAACCGAGACAUUAUUUUCCUUUAAUAAAUGUUUAGAACCACAUAUUUGUUAUGUUAAUCUACUGGUAUUGUUUACUAAGCAUUUGUUAUAUUGCAUUUAAAUAUCAAAAGGAUCUAGAGAGACUUCUUCUCAAACACCGAUCUCUCCUGUCACCAGUACUUCACCCACCAAAACCACUGCACUUACAAAUACUAUUUCACUGUCUACCACUGCUUCACCAACCACUGCCUCUACACCGUCCACCACCUCAACAUUGUAUCCUACUACAAGCCAUACUGUAACAACAUUAGGUGGGUACCCAGAUAAGAUACAUAUACCAUAAGACCUAUCUAUCUAUCUAUCUAUUUAUCUAUCUGUCUGUAUGUCAAGGUACAUAGAUAAAUAUACCAUAAAACCAAAGUUUGAGAGGUAAAUGUAUGUCUCCAACCCCCAGACAUUGCUUUCUUUUAAUAAUGCUUUUGUACCAUGUAUCUUUUUGAUUGCUCUAUAUGUCUCUCUUUCUAAGUAUAUUGUAUAUUACAUUUAAAUUUAAAUCUACAGAAACUGCUUCACAAACGCUCAUCCCUCCUGUCACCAGUACUUCACCCAAAGAAACCACUGCAAUCACAAAUACUGUUCCACUGUCUACCACCGCUGCACCAACCACUGCCUCUACAUUGUAUCCUACUACCAGCCAUACUGUAGCAGCACCAGGUGGGUACCCAAAUAAGGUUUUAUUGAUGCCUAAUUGUCUGACUGCCUGUCUGUCUUUAUAUAUAUACAUGUACAAAUAACAGAAGAACAAAGUUUGAGUGGUAAAUACUACUGAAAAAGCACCAGGUAUGCACUCAAAUGAGGUACGUAUCGAUGUCCGCUGGCUGUCUAUAUCUCUGUCUUUUUCUCUCUCUCUCUCUCUGUCUGUCUGUCUAUCUACCUAUACAUGUACAUAGAUAAAUAUACCAUAAGACCAAAGUUUGAGUGGUAAAUGUAUGUAUCCAAACCCCAGACAUUCUGCUUUCUUUUAAUAAAUGCUUUAGUAUCAUAUAUUUAUUAUAUUACUCUACAUGUAUAUUUUUUAAGUAUCUUUUAUAUUAUUUUAAAUAUCAAAAGGAUCUACAGAAACUGCUUCACAAACGCAGAUUCCUCCAGUCGCCAGUACCUCAACCAUAGAAACCACCAGACUUACAAUUACCGCUCUUGCAUCUCCCACCACCUCACCAACAACUACAACUACAGGUAUUUGGUGAAUGCAGUGUGUGUAUAGUGGAUGCAGUGUGUGUGUAGUGGACACAAAGUAUGUGUGUACAUUUUUGAGGUAGGAAGGAUAGGGAUUGUGUAUUGAUGUGAGAGAGCAGUUUUAAUUGUCAUUUAAUAUUUUACUUUUUCCCUUUUGCCAGAGAGGUCUGGUGGCACCCUAACCAAUAUAGGAAAGAUGGAGCCCAGGAGACUCCAGGUUCCUCGUCAGAACAUUGCCACAGGUUUCAAAAGCAAUGCUUUUGACAGAUGGGGCUCGCAAGAGUUGAAGAGGAUCUGCAGCAGGGGGAGUCUCCUCUACCCUCUCUUCACUAUACUAGUCUGCAAUGGCCCAGGGGUGUAGGGGAAGAGUUAGUUAGUCAUUUUUGAGAGUUAAAGUUAGGGUUCGUUAGCUCCUUCACUACCAAACGAUUGUUAUUUGAAAAAAAUAUUAUCAUAAAAUGUAUUUGAAACAUGGGAUAUCCUUUCACUGCAGUAAGAUAUGGGAAUACAGUGCUACACGUAUGGUGUUAGAGACAAUGCACAUGAGAUUAGUGUAUAAAUGAUGUUGCUCAAUAUAUAGUACAUGGCCCAAAAUCAAAUGAAGCAAAACCAUCUGACUACAUAAAGGACAUACGGACUGCAAAAAAUGGACAGUGUUGACGGAAUUCAUCAAAGUCCGGAUUUUGUCAUUCAGGACCUGAACAGCAUCUGGAUUUUGUCUGAAAUCAACUGAGCAGCUGAAAUUCCGGCCAAAUGCGACAAAUCCAGGCUCGGAGAAUUCAAUUCUGAGCCUGGAUUAAAAAACACCAAACAAUUUGCCCGGUGGCAGUGCUAGUAACCAGUGGACAAAUCGUUGAAAUCCCUAGGUGGCGAGAGAGAGUUAAUUAUGUGUCGGCUGGCCAGCGCUAGCUAGCCAAACAUUACUUUUAAAAAACUGAAUAAAUAUAAAGUCAACAAGUUCAGGUCGGGCAUGUCUUCUAAACAUUGCCAUUGCAACACAGUAGCUAGUAACCCAAUCAUUUGCCCUCACCUAUUUGCAUAGAAUUGGGCUAUUUUACAUUUUAAGGGACAGGGGACCUAGUGUCAAAUAGUUCUUCAAUUUAUCAAUUCACUUGCAAAUAGCAAGUGAAUGACAAUUUAUGAAAACUCAUCCUGCUGGAUUUAUUCAGUUUAUUAUCAGCCGCCAUGCAGUCGUUGAUAAAUCUGCAAUUCUGGUGCUGUAGAUUGGUUUGGAUGUGUAAAUCACUGAAUUUCCGAAAUCAUUCAAAUGAAUGUUACAGACCGACCGAAUCCUGACUGCAGCUGGCCGUAAUAAAUAUAAGAAUCGCCAAUGCAGUCGGCAUUCGGUUGUUUUCACAGGAUUUUGUCCAUUCGUACAAAAUCGGAUGUUUAGUGAAUAAACCUGAUAAUCUGCCUUUUGAAAACAAGUGUUUCACGUUUGUAUUAAUAGCUGAGUUUCUUAUCUUUUGUGACCUCUUGAUGUGGAUUCACUUAUCCAAGUAUUAGCUGAGCAGUCAAACAUCAGUAGAAAUCCCUCAUUCUGUUACCAUGCCUUUCUUAUUUUUUGCUAUCUUCUAUACACAUUUUAAUUUACAGCACUUUUUUUUUUUUUUUUUUAGUUAUGUGCCACAAUGGAGGUACCUAUGAUGGAAUUAAAUGCAUUUGCCUGGAUCAGUUUUAUGGGCCCUCGUGUGAGAGCAUGGUGGACAACGUUGAGGUUGACAGUAAGUGUUUCAAGUUGACAGUUUGACAGGAUAGCCAGAUCAGAGCCAGAACUUUGCAUCUGAUUAUACAGAUUAUAUAAACUGGAAACAAGAUGAUAGAUAAAGAAAAAUACCUUGAGUUGAAUAUUAAAAAUAAAACCAUCAUAGCAAUAAUACAUGCAUUAUUAUAUGUGCUAAACAUCUUGAAAUUGUAGAAGAUUAGAGCCAGCAUUGUGUUAUAGCUAGCACCACAGGGUAGAAAUUAAUCAAAUUCAUAACGUAAUCAUCAUAUUAGAGAAGACAGAUCAUGAAAAAUGUACAGGCCACCACAGACCCAUAAACAUUCCUAGCAAUGACAUGCUGGCUCUAACUUAAAAGUUGAACUGAAUUAAAAAUAAUACCACUGUGAUAGUGAACCUUAGAAUCACUAACAAGAAUUAUAAAUCUGGCUUGAGUCAAAACAGCUCAGAUGAAUACAAUGAAUUCACAGACCGGCGGAAUCCUGACUUGCUUUAAUAAAUAUGAGAAUUGCCAAUGCAGUUGGCUUUCCGUUGUUUUCACCAGAUUUUGUCCAUUCGGACAAUAUAAGGUGUUUAGUGAAUAACCCAGAUAAUCUGCUUUUUGACAACAAGUGUUUCACUUUUGUUUUUGUGUGUAGCUGAGUUGUUUAUCUAUCUCUCAAACGUUCUCAAUAUAAAAGUCAUUCUUUUAUUAUGCAUUUCUUUAUUCUCUACUAUCUUCUAUCAAUAAUUUAAUGAACAGCAAAUUGUAUUAUUUUUAUUUAAGAUUUGUGUCACAAUGGAGGUACCUACGAUGGAGUUAAAUGCAUUUGCCUCGAUCAGUUUUAUGGGCCCUCGUGUGAGAGUGUGGUAGACAGAGUUGAGGUUGGUGGUAAGUGUUUCAAUUUGACAGAUCAUGAGAAAUGUACAGGCCACCUCAGAUCCAUCAACAUCCCUAGAAAUGACCUGCUGGCUCUAAAUUAACAGUUGACUUUGUAUCUCUCUCCUGGCAGGUAAAGUUAAUACCACUGUCAUAGUGAACCUGAGAAUCACUAACAUGAAUUAUACAUCUGUCUUGAGUCAAACUGGCUCGCAUGAAUACUAUGAAUUCAUAAAGAAUUUUAAAUUAGAGGUGAGAACGUGAUCAAAGUAUGUGAAUCGUUCAGCAAUCUAUACAUCAGUUGCACAGUAUAACCUUUCACCUCUCCCCCAUCUUUGUUACAGAUGCAAGUAUUCUAUAAAGAUCUACCUGGAUAUAAAGAUGUGAUAGUCAUUAGUUUGAGGUAGGUUACCCGAAAAAUAAUGACCUAUAAACAGUAGGGUAAACCACAAGUCCCUAUAUAUAUGUUCUGGAGUACCUGAAAAAGGUAAAUAAUGAAACUCAUCCAUUUAAUCUUAAAUAUAGAGUUAAAUGCAUGCGUUUCAUUAUUUACAUUUAAAAAAAAAAAAACAGAAUUGAUUUUAUGGAAGAACGUGAGUGCAGCUAACUUUUGACUAUUCUGGAUAUUUACAGGCCAUGGCAUUGCACCCCUCAAAUUGAUAAGUAUUUGAGCCUGUGUGCAGGAUCCCAUGUGAUAUAUAUAUAUAUAUAUACACAAAUUUGCAGUGAUGUUACUACUGCAAAGGAUUCUGGGUGGGCAUAUGCAAAUUAGUUAAACAAAGAAUUCGCAUUUUUGCCUCAUUCCAUUUUAAACGUGGAUUCCUUUGAGUCUGUGUUUGCUGUGUACAACAGCUUUGAAACACAACUUAGGAAAACAUGCAAAGCCAGCCUCAAUAGCAAGCCAGUAACCAAUCUCAUUCUGAUGAUUUGCAUUAACACUGAAAUAGCUGUCAACGAGUGGUUCACUGGCUUUACAUCUUUUCCUAAGUUGUGUUUCAAAGCUGUUGUACAUAACAGAGUCAUCUUAAUGGGUAGAUAUAUAUUACAAAAAAACAAGAACACUUUUUGGCAUAUACCAAACCAAAUUAGCAUGUAUUAAAUAAAAUUGUCACUGAGAACUCUUUGUGACUUAGAAAUAUAAUUAUCCCAGCCCUACUGCCCCCUAGACUGCAUCAGAUGCAGUCAAUUGACCUCUACUCAAUUGCAAAAACACUAACUGAGGUCCAGGGGUAGCUUGGAAUUCAGAGUCAACCCCGUGGGACUGAAUUCCGGAUCUGAGAAUGAUCAUGGCUUAGAAAAUCUUUAACAGGGUGGCGAUUGGACACUAUACGUGCAAAGAGGGACAGGAGCUGGUAGAGAGGGUAAACCCUUGGGUUUAACCUCAAACUGUGGGUGCUUUCAACCAGGGGGUCUGUGCACCACAUAUAUCCACUAUUCUACCCCUGAAAGGACUCACCAUGGGGGUGUAUCAGUCCCAAACUUAGAGGCUACAGGAAGAGAUUGUUCCUUUUAAUUAGUUAAUCUCCCCCUGGAUGGUGAAUAUACAUUUAAAACAGUAUAAAUGUGCUGUAACUGAGCUUCCUGUACCCCGGUUGGGUACGUCCACCGACGGAUGCUCCUAGUGCUUACCGAGACCUCCAAGCACUCCACCAGACACCAUCAGCACUGCAGUCCCCACGUCCAGCAUUACAGCUUGGCUAGGAACUCGCCUUCCUCCGCCCACCAGGAUCCAGCUUCCAGUGAGUGAACCUCUCCUACUCCAGAGAGGGUAGCAGGAACAGCUCUUAAAAGAGCUAGUGGUUAUAUAAUCCCAGGGGAGUAUAGUGAUAUGGCAAUCCCCAGGGUAGAUACAGCCUUUCCUCCCACACAUGAGACAAGGCUCUACGUUGAGGUAAAACAGGAACUCAAUUUUAAUGGCGGCACACUGGCCUUUUAUGCAAGUUUUCCAACAAGGGUGACACCUAGGUGGACCUUGUUGGCCAGAGGACACAACGUAUACAAGCCAAUAAAAACAAUGUGGUAAUAAAUGACACUCCUACAUACAGUACACAAUUCCUACCCUCUGUCUGUGAUAUAAUUAAGGCAGAUAAUGUAUUAACGUAAUUAUCCCACGGCAAAAAAAACACAUUUUUAUAAAGUAGCACAAGUACCCCAAAAUACAAUAUAUUCCCCUGAUAACCCUGAUCUAGGUGAACAACAUAUCCAAAAAUCACCCAGAGCAGGGGUUCAGGAAAUUCCUGGAAGUCUCUUUCUGACCGACCGCACUCAUGAUUUCAUGCCCAAAACAGUUCCAGAGAAUUAAGCUGUGCGGCUGGUCUAUUUCCAACUGUCGAAGUACAGUUCGAAUUACUGAAUGAAAUAGUGAAUGAGCAUAGUCAAUGUGUGUCCCUUGUUUGUUUGUUUCGACUCACCGAACACUGUUCGACUCACGUUCAAAUUGUCGAAGUUCCCUGGAAGGUAACUUUUCAGCGGUGUUCGUGCCGUCAUGUGUCCGAUUUGAGUUCCAUGAACUCGACGACAAAACACUGCUGAACACUUCGACCAAAUAAGAUGGCCGCCGCCACGUGUUCGACUGUCGAAUGGCGACCACUUCGACACUUUGAAACUUUGACUGUAGCCGAAGUGCCACUUCGACCACUUCGAAAGUUCGAAGAGCCAUUGUUCACAGUCCCAAUAGGCACAAUUAGGGUCUCUUAAUCAAAAUAAAUUAAAGGGGCUGUAGUCAUAGGGUAAAAAUCUGGCAAGUAGUCCCCUCCAAAAACCAGUGGCAAGGUCACUUUCGCCACAUGUGGUAUCUAUGUUUCCAUAAAGUGUGUCUGUUUUUCCCUUCAUCAUUAAGUUUUGACUGUUUGGAAUUACUACUACUAGUCACUUAGGACGUCCGAGCUGAGUAAGGGAGGCUAACUAACGGAGAUACUCAGGUUGUAUAUGGUAGCUCCAUUACAAACAUCCUUGAUAAAGACCCUGAUUGGUUAAUACAUUGAUCUUAUAUUUAUUUAAUACAUGACAUUUUGGUUUGGCAGGUUCCAGAGAGUGCUCUUGUUUUUUUAAAUUGCACUGGGAAGCACGCAGAUAUCAAAUUUUGUUUUUGUUUUCCUUUCGAUAAGUAAAAUGCCAGACUAUCACUUAUAGUGGAAAAUUUAUUCAUACUGGCUAUUAUGCAUGGCAGCAAAUACAAAUGUGUUAGUUUAGCCCCUUACAGCCGAUAGAACAGGAAAAACACCAAAGACUCCAAAAGGAAGCUCCAUUCCUAAGGUCCUCAGUCAGUGUCAAGCUCUACCGUAGAUAGAGUCAUCUUAAUGGGUGGGUAGUAUAUGCUGUCAGGAAAAGAAAAUGACAGUAAGUAUGAAUACGUUUUCCACUUUCCUGGUUUAUCAUGGCAGCCUAUACAAAUGGGAAUACCCAAGCUUCAAAGGGAGGGAUAGAAACGUAAAUAACUGCAAAUAAAAUAUUUAGAACAAUUCAACAGAGAAUAGAAGAUUGAACUGAGUUAAAGACUUGACGUCCAAAUAGCGCUUCAUUGGCUGCUUUAACAUUCAGUAUGUAAUGCCAAGUGCCAGCUUUACAAAAAUUGUCAAGAGAAACCAUUACCACAGAAGCCCAAGAUGCUACAACUGCACGAGUGGAAUGUGACUGAUACCCUUCAGUACAGGUAGAAAAUGGUAUUGAUAAGCCUUUGAGAUGGCUGCAACCACCCACUGUCUCAAGGUGAAGGUGGAGGCCACUUCGCCCUUUUUGUGGCCAAGUGGGAGAACAAAAUGUCUAGAUUACUUAUGGAAAGAGCUGGUUCUUUCAAGAUAAAGGAUGAGAGCUCUAACCACAUCCAGAUAAUGACAGGUCUGUGCUUCUGCAGAAGAAGGAUAAGGGUAAAAAAAUAAGAUAACACAAGCUCCCGGUACAAGUGGAAUUUGAAUAUUACCUUAGGCAGGAUCUCUGGUACUGGGUGAUGCAACCAUAUCCUGUUCACACAUUCUAUUUUCUGGGGUACUAGCCACCAGCAGCAGCACCUUUUGUGCUAACAACACCAUAAAGGAAGCUCCUAGAGGUUCAAAUGAUCGUUUAGUCAGAGUUUGUAAGAUCAGGGGUAGGCCCCAUGUUGGCAUGAACACCCUUGGUGUAGGCCUGAGUUUAAUCACUGCCUUCAUAAAGCAAAUCACGAGGAGCUCCAAUGCCCUAUGGGUACCCAUCAAUGUGGAAAGUGCUGAUAUGUGCACCUCUAGAGUGUUAUAACUCAGACCAUUUUCUAGGCUCAAUUGAGGAAUAAUUCCAACCUUUAUUCAUGAGACUAAAAGACAAAUGCAUGUCAAAUCUACCUCCACAACAAGUUUUGCUGUUUUUAAAUUGCUAUUAAUAAAGUAUACUUACCUGAGAUCCGGAUUGCAAGCUUCUUUUCCAUGGAUCCAACGCACUCUAGGGGCUGAUCCUCCCUGAGUGCUAUAGCAACGAGUGGUGCUUUUACCACUCCAAUCUUGUGAGUGUAACACCUAAAGGGCACCUCUGUUUGCUUUAUUUUAUUUAUAAGCGAAUUACUAUGCUGCACUAGGAGCUCUCUUUCUGUUUUUGUCUCUUUAAUAGGUGUCAGAGUGAUUUCCAUGUUUGCAAGUAUACCUACAGAUUGUGCUUUAUUUUACCACAAUCACUGUUUGUGUUUCAAUUACUUAUAAUAUUCCCACUCUGUAUACACCUCAUGUUAUGAACACGGGGUUACUUUCACUCGCUAUAAGAGGUCCAUAGUGAAUACGAUUUUUGUUGUUGCGCACCAAUAUUCCCUCUUAGUAGAUCUUCUGAAAGGCUGCCUUUUUUGGCAAAUUCAUUAAAUGUAAUCUGUAGAUAUGGCGCCAUCUCUUCUUAAAAUAAUUUAUAAAACAUAGCUGUCAGACCAUCAGGUCCGGGUGCUUUAUUAGAUUUUGAAUGGUCAAUAAUUUCUGCUUUAGCAAUUUUAUCAUGGGAUAAGAGUGUCUCAUUGUUAUAAAUUAUUUUAGAUAAAGUUUUUGCUUUUUGAAAGCUUUUCAAUUUAUUAGUUAACAUCUUAUCAGCUUUAUUGGUCUUAUAAUAUUGAUAAGAUUUCAGUCUCUCUAGUUUCUUUUUAGAUGUUUAAAUAAUUAUUUUUUCAUUAAUAGUUUUUUUUUAAGAUCAUCAAUCUGGUUUGAGAUAUUAUUUGUAGGAUUAAUUUUAUUACUUCAAGUUAAAUUUUAUAGCUUAAUAUAUAGUUCAGAAAGCUUUUUUUCUCUAAGUUCUUUAGUUUGAGAGGCUAAUUUUAUAAAAUUACCCCAUAUCAAACAUUUGAAAGCAGUCCAUAUUGUAGCUGGAGAUAAAUCAUUAGAGGAAUUUUCUUGAAAAUGGAAGUUAAUAUAUAUAUUUUUUUUAAUAGCUUCUCUAUUUUGUGUUGAUUCUAAUAAAAAUUCUUUACGUUUUCAUUCUGGUCGUUAUUUAAUAAAUUUAUGCUUUAAUUCCAAAAUGACUAUAUUGUGACCUGACCACGUAAUAUCUUCAAUGUCAAUUUUUUUUGACUCUUUGAAUGGAAUUUAUAUCUGUCAGAAUGUAGUCAAUUCUCGAAUAAGCAAGAUAGGUUCCAGAAAAACACGUGUAGUCUCGCGCUUUAGUAUGGAAUUUAUGCCAGUGAAUUCCUCUGGGCACAGGAACAAAAUUUAGAUGCUUGUAUAUAAACAUCUUUAUCAGACAGACUGUCUUUUAUUGUUUGUUUAUCAAGCCUAAGGUCCAUUACACAGUUGAAGUAACCCAUCGAAAUGAUUUGUCCCUGUUUUAUCUUGUUCAAUCUUUCCCAAAAUUAGAGAUAUCAAUUUCAAUGGUGCAGCGAUUGGUAGAUAGGUAUUAACUAAUGUAUAAUGAACAUUGUUUAUCAUACAUAUCGUUAUUAUGUAUCUCCCUUCCGUAUCUUGUUCAGAAUGUUUUAUACACAGAUCUAUGUUCUACACAUAUAGAGAUGUGCAACCCCACAUUUCCUUUUAUCUUGUAAUGAGGAUGUAAUAAUCCUGGGGAAGUCUCUUCGUUGUUUCAUCCAGAGGGUUACUUUGGUCCCCUAUUUUCAAAGGUUGAGGUGAGAAAAAGGAUAAACGUUUCUCCAGUGGUUCAUUUUCGUCCUCCGUUUUUUUUUUCUUGAGCUUUUCUAGCUACCAUUUUAUUACGUAAAAAAAAAUGAGGGGAAAAAGAGAAAACCAAAAGAAAAACAACAAAAUUAUGUACAGUAUUCUACAGAUUUCCAAGCUUUUCCAGGCUCGAGGCAAUCUAUAUAAGUAGCUCCUUCUCUCACCUCUUAAAGUUGUUGUUAUAUUUUUAGUUACUGUCUGUGUAAUUAAUAUUUCCAUGAGGGAGUUACAUAGUUACAUAGCUGAAAAGAGACUUGCGUCCAUCAAGUUCAGCCUACCUCACAUUUGUUUUUUGCUGUUGAUCCAAAAGAAGGCAAAAAAACCCAGUUUGAAGCACAAUUUUGCAACAAGCUAGGAAAAAAAUUCCUUCUUGACCCCAGAAUGGCAGUCAGAUUUAUCCUUGGAUCAAGCAGUUAUUACCCUACAUUGAAAGAUUAUAUCCUUGAAUAUUCUGUUCUUGCAAGUAUGCAUCUAGUAGCCGUUUGAACAUCUGUAUGGACUCUGAUAAAACCACUUCUUCAGGCAGAGAAUUCCACAUCCUGAUUGUUCUUACAGUAAAAAAACCUUUCCUUUGCCUUAGACGAAAUCUUCUUUCUUCCAGUCUAAACGCAUGGCCUCGUGUCCUAUGUAAAGUCCGGUUUGUGAAUAGAUUUCCACACAAUGGUUUGUAUUGGCCCCGAAUAUAUUUGUAUAAUGUUAUCAUAUCCCCUCUCAGGCAAUGUUUUUCUAAACUAAAUAGGUUUAAAUUUGUUAACCUUUCUUCAUAGCCGAUAUGUUCCAUUACUUUUAUUAAUUUUGUAGCCCGCCUCUGCACUUUUUCUAGUGCCAUAAUAUCCUUCUUUAGAACAGGUGCCCAAAAUUUCACAGCAUAUUCAAUAUGUGGUCUUACCAGUGAUUUAUAAAGAGGCAAAAUGAUAUUCUUGUCCUGGGAAUGAAUGCCCUUUUUCAUGCAUGACAAUACCUUACUGGCCUUGGCCACAGCUGAUUGACGUUUUUUUUUUCUUGAGCUUUUCUAGCUACCAUUUUAUUACAUAAAAAAAAAUGAGGGAAAAAAUGAGGGGAAAAAGAGAAAACCAAAAGAAAAACAACAAAAUUAUGUACAGUAUUCUACAGAUUUCCAAGCAUUGUUGCAUAGUGUGUUGUCUAUAACAAUUCCCAAGUCCUUUUCGUGUGUUGUUAUCCCUAAUUCGCUUCCAUUAAGGGUAUACGUUGCAUGUGUAUUCUUUACGCCGAAGUGCAUAACUUUGCAUUUUUCAACAUUAAACUUCAUCUGCCAUUUGAGUGCCCAGUCCCCCAGUCUAUCUAAAUCCCUCUGCAGCAAAGUAAUAUCUUGCUCACAUUGUAAUGUUUUACAAAGUUUUGUGUCAUCUGCAAACACUGAAACAUGACUUUCAAUGCGGUCUUCAAGAUCAUUUAUAAACAUGUUAAAUAGAAGGGGUCCCAGAACAGACCCCUGGGGGACACCACUUGCCACCUCUGUCCAUCUUGAAAAUUUACCAUUCUAUAUUGCUAUUUUAUAGAUUUGAUUUCUCGUAUGUGCUGUUAUUUAACAGAGCACGAUAGAUUUAAUUUGCAGAGUUUUAUAAAGGCUUAUUUUACAGAGUUACUGUCUCCAAGCUAAAUGUUGCUGUAAUGCAGAAUUAAUGACUAUGAACUCUGUAUUGCUGGUUGUACAGAUUAUACAGAGUUGCUGUUAUAUUAUUCUGUGAGAUAGAUAUUUCUGCCAGAGAGCUCUAUAUUGCUAUUUUACAGAGUUACUGUCUCUGACUUCUGUGUUACUCUUAAAGUAUAAUAUUGCAAUCCUGGUGCCCUGGGUUGCUAUUAUACAGAGUUGUUGUUAUAUUAUUAACUUUCUCUCUUUCACUCUCACGACCUUCCCCUCCUUUCAUGAAGAUAUACUGCCACACAAGGGAGUGAAAGGGAGCAAGGUUUGAGAGAGGCACCGGGGAUUAGGCACAGUUUAGUGAUCUAUAACAAAACAAGUCAUCAAAUAAAUUCUACUUUUACUGUUUCUACUUUUUCUGUUUUUCCCUUUUUUCCUUUUUAUCUCUUUCUCUUCCCUUUUAUUUUAGAGAGCUUCCUUUCACUCACGUGUCCUUGGAAUAUGGCAAAAAAACACUCUUCUUAGUAAAGGAUCUGUUAUUUAGACAGGAUCUUUCACCCCUCGCAGGGUCCAGCGUUCUCCGUAAUACAAAUUCUUAUUGCCAGUAUAAACGGACAUGCCCCUUAAUUAGUCCUUCAGCAUGCAUAAAUCAUCUGUCUCUCCGUUAAAAGCGUCCUGAAAUCCCAGCUUCCAAGCCCAUACGUGACCCUGAAGUGAUAUACAGGGCGCUUGUGGGAGAAUUUUAGCCCGGUGCCGUCUACCAUAGAUCCUCCUGCAGGAAAUAACUUCUGAAGCACUUCAGAAGCCGUGGUGUUCUCCCUCUAUUGAUCCUCGUCCGCCGCUAAACCCAAGAGCGUAGCAGUAUGCUACGUCAUUGCUCCCCCUCCUCCCCAAUUUCUUUAAGAUCUUUAAUCACACUUUUCAUGGCUCUAGAGACAGUAGUGAAAGCUAAAACUGGAUGACAUCUUGCACCGGCAGGUGUAUAUAUUUGGAAAGGUCUGAAUCAAAUUUUUGAUCCAUAGGCUUGCAUUAAAAAGCAGAGUUGUAAAGCGGUAGCAUCGUCCCACGUGCUACCCUGAAAAUAGGUGUAUCCACCUAUCCAGAGUGUGGAAGUACCUUCCUCCACAGAGUAAAGCAUGGCCUCUGUUUCGUACCUUUAAGGCCUCUGAAAACCUUGCAAAUUCCUUUAUAAACCAUGCUCACAUGUCCUCUGGCUGCGCAGGUAUAAGUGAUGCUGAAGGGGCUACUUUCUGAACACAGUCAAAGCAUAACUGCUUUCCUUCCACUGCUUAACCAUCACAACCAGAAAUGGUGUAGAUUCAGACAUCAAGCAAACAAUCAAAUAAAUAAAAAAUAAAUAUCACCUGUAGCAAAGUACUAAAGUAUAAAGAGCACUGCCAAACAGUGAAACAGUCAAACAGAUUUAAAACUUUCUGCAAUCAGCACUUACCCAUGUCUGGAGAACCUGCAAAUACCUUCCAAAAUAAGUUUGGGAUGUUUACUAUAAUUUUACCUCCAUUUUUGGUACUUUCUGGCACUUGCCCUAAUCCAAUAUGGUCGCAGCGACUUGUAUUCCCAUAAUGCAAGUCAUCGGUAUUGUCCCAUUAAGACACAAACUGCACAUUUGCAGGUUAGAGAUGGGGUAGAGAGCUUGAUCUGCAGCAUAAAUGGCCCCUGAACACCCAGGGACCUGGGAAAAAAUUGCCUGGACUGAGGGGGAGCAUACGAAAUAAAGUAAAAGUGUCUGCAAUGUGAUUAAAAUGUAAAGUAAAAGUGUCUACAAUGUGAUUUAAAGGCACAACUUGAUAAGGCACCACAGUUUAAUGACACCACAGUAUUAAGACUCCAUAAUAUAAAGGUACCACAGAAUAAAGGCACCACAGCAAAUAGUAAACCCAAAAUAAAGUAAUAAAGACAUACAUGCCCAUAAGUAAAGGGAGCAAAAUUCUACCAUCCGAAGGGCUGUAGGACAGGAAGAAAACCGAGGACCUUAGGAAUGGUGUUUUCCUGUCCUGUUGGCUGUAAGGGGUGGAGCUAACCCAUUUGUAUAGACUGCCAUGAUUAGUUGCAAGCUAUAUAUUUAUUUAUAUAUAUAUAUAUACAUACAUACAUACACAUAUAUAUAUAUAUAUAUAUAUAUAUAUAUAUAUAUAUAUUUAAAAAAUCAGUAUAGAUUUAUUUGGGUUUAUUCUAUAUUUGUAGCUUUUUUUUUUUUUUACAUUUUACCAGACUUUGUUUAUUUCUUUGCAGCCAGGGCUCUGUCUAUGUUAAGCACGAGGUGAUUGUUGAGGCUGAAUAUAAUGAAAAUGAGUCUGUGAUUAAACAGUAUGAGGAGAUACUUCAGAAAGUCAAUCAGGUCUUGGAGAAUUUUAGAAAUAAUAAUUGCACAAGUGAAUCAAAUGGAUGUAAGUAUUUGGUAAAUAAAGUGUGCAUUAUAGAGUGUGUUACUUGUUCUGCUAUAAUACACAUUUUAAAUUCAUCUGCAUUCAAGUACACAAACGAGCAUGUGCUACUUUUGAAGUUGGCACAGCCAGACGUUGCAGGUGUGCGUUAUGUAAUGAAAUCUAACUUUGGCAAAUUUACCAUGUCUUCUUAGACAUAAUUUUAAUUUUGAUGUUUAUGGACAGCAAAUAAAAAGAGCGAACCUAGCGUAGGUAGAGCACUACUUGAAGGAAUUCCCUUAUUAUCCAUUAAACAGCAGCAAGUAAUAUGUUCACUGAACAGAAAGAUUUGGAUCCCUUUCCUGGGAGACACUCGCAUCUCUCGCAGUUUGAGUAUAUGUGGCAUGACGUUUAGUAAUUAAGGUGAAUCUAUUCUUUACUUAGAUUAGGCAAACUAAUCCUACUGGAUUGGUUACUGAACUGUGAAUUGCCAGAAAUUCAAACUGGAUUCAUGUGAAUUUCUAAUGUUAGGUCACAAUAGCUAAAUGGAAAAUAUCUACAAACCAACCAAGUUUUAAGUUUCGCUACUUUGUCCUAAAAUGUGAAAUUCACUUUGAAUCUCAAACAUUUAAAAAUUUAGUGGACACCCCAGCAUGUAUAAGUGCUACCCCUUUUUGAUACUAUGAAUUAGAAGGAAAGCUUCACAUUUAAAUCCAACUUGACUAAAGCAUACCUUUCAUGGCAAAUACAACUUAUAUCUACAAAUCAAUCAAGUUCGGCUAUUUUGGCCUUUUACAAAUAACUAAGGGUUGCCUAUUUUUUAAUACUACGUUAUUAAAAGAAAGGCUUCACAUUUAAAACCAUCUUCACUAUAACAUACCUUUCAUGGCAUAGGCAAUAUAAAUUGUACUUGCAGAACUGAACAGAUUUCUUUCAAAUAAGAGAUGAAAAAAGGGCAUUCAUUUUUUUCUGUGCCUAUUGGUACAGAGAUAAAAAAGUUAAGGGAACACAAUGUUUGCAAUAGGAAGGAUGGAGAGGGGCAGACUCUGUGUUAAAGACUCAGUAGCAGCGGAUAAAAAGUCAGUGUGAUUUAGUUUUGGACUCACAAUCUGAGAAUGCAGAGGGUGAGGGAGAACAGAUAAGGUUUAUUUACAUACCAUAAAACCAACAUAAAGUGUUGGAGACUUUCACCUGUUAUGGAAUGCAAGAUUGUGCUUCCCAAACAGGGUUAUAAAGGAGAGCUAUGUUUUAGAGUAAAUGUAACACCCACUGAAAAACAUGUUUGAUGCACUCAGCAGGAGACAGGGAUAAUGGGUAUACAUUAGCAUAUGAGCUUCUAAUAGUAUUAGAGGAACACUAUAGGUCAGGAACACAAAUAUGUAUUCUGGACCCUACAGUGUUAAAACCACCAUCUAGCUCCCCUGGCCCCACCUUGACUCCCUAAAUAUAGUAAAAUCUUACUUGUAUUCAAGGCUGCCGCUGUAGCAUCUGCCCCUAAAUUGACUCUGUCUGUUGACAUAAUCAGAAGUGGUGGUCUGAGCUAAUCACAACACUUCCCCACAGGAUUGGCUAAGACUGUCAAGGAGGCAGAUCAAGGGCAAAGCCAACACAAGUCAAACACAGCCCUGGCCAAUCAGCUUCUCCUCAUGGAGAUGAAUUGAACCAAUGCAUCUCUAUGAGGAAAGUUCAGUGUCUGCAUGCAGAGGGUGGAGACAUUGAAUGGCAGUGCUGCUCACUCUGCAGCACCCCAGGAAGCACUUAGCAGCCAUCUGAUGAGUGGCUAGUAGAGGUAUUCCUAGCCUAAGCUGUAAUAUAAACACUACAUUUUCUCUGAAAAAAACAGUGUUUAUUGCAAUAAGCCUCAUGGUAAUGACCAUACUCACCAGAACAAAUACAAUAAGCUGUAGUUGUUCUGGUGACUAUCGUGUCCCUUUAAGGGAAGAAACUCUUAAUUGUUAACAUGAGUCAAGGGUUAACAUGAGUUAGAAAACAGCAAACCUAUAUCUGUCAUGACAGGUUCAAUUUAAGCUACUGAUUAGGUAAAAAGAACAAUAAAGUAGAUGUGUCAUGGACAUUUUUCUGUGACUGAAGUGUGUCUUGUAGACACGUACUGGAUACCACACUUACCAAAUAACCCAGGUGCUCUGAAGUCAUGACUGGCCAGGCCUCCCUUCCAAUGGUUCCAAACAAGAUUGAAAACCACUAUAAACCACUAUAAAAAAAUAUUUAUUGAUUUAUUUAGGAGAUGUUAUCUCCAACAAACAGCCAAAUCUUCAAGUACCCCUUUACAGUCCAGGAUUUAAGGAUUACCCAAUUGUGUCUAAGGUCUUUUUAGAAAAGAAAUAAAACACUUUAGACACAACAGGGUAAUCUCUAAAUCCUGGACUGGUAGGUAGUACUUGAGGAAUGGGUUGGAAACCCUUGCACUAAGGUAAGAAUUUUAGGGCAUUCAAAUAGAACCAUGUAAAUUGUCUGGUUCUUUUCUGUUUUGACCUAAAUUUAAACAUUUGUUUCCUGUUCAAGCUGAAUUCUCGAUAAUUCAUACUUGAGUGAUCAAUCCCCCGAUUGUCUCGCCCUUCUGCAAUGGACGUUUGUAAACCCACCGGGGCUGCUUAUCUUAUCCUUUUUGUUUCUUUCCAUUGCAGCAAAACUGUGUAUUGACGUAGACAACAGCGAAUUAACUGCUGUUUUUCCAAAAAGUGAAAAAGGUACGUGAAUAUUAGUUCUGUUAUUCUGUUAUUAUAUUUCAGAUAAAUCCACUAAUAAGGUGACUAAAAUCGUCUCUCAAAAUUAAUGUAAAAAUGUUAAAUAUAAUGUUUUGUUAAAAAAAAAGAACACCUUAUGUAAUAUAAAUUUAGGAGCAAUAGUAUAAUAAAAUAGUUAAGUGGUAUACAAUGCAGCAACUAACAGUGCUUGGCAUCGACAAGAAAACUUUACCAUUAAACAACAACAAAAAUAUUGGUGCCCAAAAUAUUAUAAGCUGUAUCUGAAAAUUAAACACAAAAAACAUAUAGUGUAUUAAUGUAAAAAACAUUUCCUCAAACAAUAAUCCUUAAUGGAUUAAUUUAUAAGGCAUUAGUGGCUAUUUGUCAUUCACAUAGCUGAACGCCAGGAGGAUCAAGCCCUUGAGACUAUUAGAUCCAAGGGAACAAAAUCAGAUCUUACACAAGGAUGACAGGAGCACCAGCAAUCCAGAUUCAAGCGCUUUAUUUCACAUAAAAUACCAUCAAAAUCAUCUUACAGGGAAAAAAUGUCUUCUGCCUCUGUAGCACAAAUGUAGCUAUACAAGGCGACUUUCCAGCUAAAAAAUAUCAGGUGCAGACCUCCAACUUGACAUAAAAUUAACUUUUUUGACUUUUCUCCAUUUUGGACAUCGCCGUCACCACGACUAGUUUUGUCUCUUGAAAUGGGGCUUUCUCAAGUGUAACCAAUCAUUCUGUGGGAGUCAAAUUUAUACCAAAACAAUAAUCAUUAUUAACUUUUAAAUACCCACAGUAUAUUGCAAUAAGGGACAUCCUUUUGAAUGGCAAAUAUACAAAAACAUAAUUUGUUAUAGCUGUACAAAAUGAAUAAUCAUUCAUAGAAAAAGAAAGAAUCGAAUAAAGGGGCAUGUCUCCUAAAUUUCAAAAUAAAGUAUAAUAUAGAAUAUAGGAAACACUAACAACUCUAAAAAUGAAAUCCUUAAUUAUUAUUAAAAAAACUAAAUAAAUUAGUUCAAAAUAAAUAUCCACUGUUUGGUAAAAAGAAAAAAGAAAUAGACUGGGGAUGUAAUAUUAUUACAGGGAGUGCAGAAUUAUUAGGCAAAUGAGUAUUUUGACCACAUCAUCCUCUUUAUGCAUGUUGUCUUACUCCAAGCUGUAUAGGCUCGAAAGCCUACUACCAAUUAAGCAUAUUAGGUGAUGUGCAUCUCUGUAAUGAGAAGGGGUGUGGUCUAAUGACAUCAACACCCUAUAUCAGGUGUGCAUAAUUAUUAGGCAACUUCCUUUCCUUUGGCAAAAUGGGUCAAAAGAAGGACUUGACAGGCUCAGAAAAGUCAAAAAUAGUGAGAUAUCUUGCAGAGGGAUGCAGCACUCUUAAAAUUGCAAAGCUUCUGAAGCGUGAUCAUCGAACAAUCAAGCGUUUCAUUCAAAAUAGUCAACAGGGUCGCAAGAAGCGUGUGGAAAAACCAAGGCGCAAAAUAACUGCCCAUGAACUGAGAAAAGUCAAGCGUGCAGCUGCCACGAUGCCACUUGCCACCAGUUUGGCCAUAUUUCAGAGCUGCAACAUCACUGGAGUGCCCAAAAGCACAAGGUGUGCAAUACUCAGAGACAUGGCCAAGGUAAGAAAGGCUGAAAGACGACCACCACUGAACAAGACACACAAGCUGAAACGUCAAGACUGGGCCAAGAAAUAUCUCAAGACUGAUUUUUCUAAGGUUUUAUGGACUGAUGAAAUGAGAGUGAGUCUUGAUGGGCCAGAUGGAUGGGCCCGUGGCUGGAUUGGUAAAGGGCAGAGAGCUCCAGUCCGACUCAGACGCCAGCAAGGUGGAGGUGGAGUACUGGUUUGGGCUGGUAUCAUCAAAGAUGAGCUUGUGGGGCCUUUUCGGGUUGAGGAUGGAGUCAAGCUCAACUCCCAGUCCUACUGCCAGUUCCUGGAAGACACCUUCUUCAAGCAGUGGUACAGGAAGAAGUCUGCAUCCUUCAAGAAAAACAUGAUUUUCAUGCAGGACAAUGCUCCAUCACACGCGUCCAAGUACUCCACAGCGUGGCUGGCAAGAAAGGGUAUAAAAGAAGAAAAUCUAAUGACAUGGCCUCCUUGUUCACCUGAUCUGAACCCCAUUGAGAACCUGUGGUCCAUCAUCAAAUGUGAGAUUUACAAGGAGGGAAAACAGUACACCUCUCUGAACAGUGUCUGGGAGGCUGUGGUUGCUGCUGCACGCAAUGUUGAUGGUGAACAGAUCAAAACACUGACAGAAUCCAUGGAUGGCAGGCUUUUGAGUGUCCUUGCAAAGAAAGGUGGCUAUAUUGGUCACUGAUUUGUUUUUGUUUUGUUUUUGAAUGUCAGAAAUGUAUAUUUGUGAAUGUUGAGAUGUUAUAUUGGUUUCACUGGUAAUAAUAAAUAAUUGAAAUGGGUAUAUAUUUGUUUUUUGUUAAGUUGCCUAAUAAUUAUGCACAGUAAUAGUCACCUGCACACACAGAUAUCCCCCUAACAUAGCUAAAACUAAAAACAAACUAAAAACUACUUCCAAAAAUAUUCAGCUUUGAUAUUAAUGAGUUUUUUGGGUUCAUUGAGAACAUGGUUGUUGUUCAAUAAUAAAAUUAAUCCUCAAAAAUACAACUUGCCUAAUAAUUCUGCACUCCCUGUAUUAUUAUAAUUAUCGCCAUUUAUAUAGCGCCAACAGAUUCCGUAGCGCUUUACAAUAAUAUGAGAGGGGUAUUUAACUAUAAAUAGGACAAUUACAAGAAAACUUACAGGAAUGAUAGGUUGUAGAGGGCCCUGCUCAAACGAGCUUACAGUCUAUAGGAGGUGGGGUGUAAAACACAUUAGGACAGAAAUAGCAAUUAAAAUAAGGUGGGAGUGUAAUAGAGCUGGAGGAGAGAGUAAAGUGCUGCCCUUUAUGAAAGAACAAGAGACAGGAAUGUAAGGUAGAGGUUACUCUGGGAGGCCAUAAGCUUUCCUGAAGAGAUGGGUUUUAAGGCACUUCUUAAAUGAUUGAAGCCUAGGGGAGAGUCUGAUGGCAGUAGGCAGGCUAUUCCAUAGGAAGGGAGCUGCCCUCGAGCAGCAAAAUCCCAGUAACUGAAAAACAAAGUUAGCACUUUAGGGGCUUGUAGCCUAAACCAAACUUUUUAACAAAAAUGUAAUUACCAUAUACAGAGCUGCCUAAAAUGUAGAUCACCCGAUGCUGUAGAACAGGGGUGUCCAAAAGGUAGAUCCCCAGAUGUUUUAAAACUACAACUUCCAUCAUGCUUUGUCAUUCUAAAGACAUGCAAAGCAUCAUGUGAGUUGUACUUCUAAAACAUCUGGGGAUCUAUCUUUUGGGCACCCCUGCUGUAGAACAACAACUCCCAAGAUGCCUUGCUUUCCUUUAGAUAAGAAAAAAUAGUGUCUGAGACUGUUUUCUCUUCUGUGUAGAUUAUACGGGAUAUGCUGGCCCAUGCUCAGUUUAGCACCCUGUGUAUAAUUCUGUGAGUGAGUGCAACCCUCUUCUUCAUUUUUUCAUGCCUUUGGAAUGACAACGCAUCAUGGAAGCUGUAGUUUUAAAACAUCCAGGGAUCUCCCUUUUGGGCCCUCCUGCCAUAGAACAAACUGAAUGAAAUGGCAAAAAAAAUUAAAAAAAAAAUUAAAUAACUACACAAAGCUACCACUAACAAAGUAAAAAAACCUUGUGCAGAUCACCUAAGACUUUUAAAAAAUAUAUAUUUACAAAAAUGUAAAUGGACAAAUUUGAUGUUAAGUCAAAGUAUGUGUAUAUACAUUUAUAUAGUAUCCAUGAUCCUGCACUCACCUUUCUGAUGUAUGUGCCACGGUGCACACGCUGGACACUCCAGGCACCCAGACCACUUCUGCCCAUUGGAGUGGUCUGGGUGCCAACUCCCACUUUUUAUAAACUGCAAUAAUUACCUUGCAGGGUUAGCUCCACCUCUAGCAGCUGUCUACUAGACAGCCACUAGAGGGCACUUCCGUGUCUCUAGCACAGAUUUUCUGUGCUAGAGCAUCGCUGGAUGUCCUCACGCUGUGUGAGGACCUCCAGCAUUGCUCAAUUCCCCAUAGGAAAGCAUUUUCAAUGCUUUCCUAUGGGGAGCUCUAAUGCGCAUGCGCGGCAUUGCAGUGCAUGCGCAUUAGGUCUCCCCGGCCGGCGGGCGGGAUCAGUCUCGACCACCGGCCGAAGUAAUGCAGAGGAGGAGCGGCGGCGACCUGAACCCACCGCCGAGGGACAUCGGCGGGGGUCUCAGGUAAGUGACUGAAGGGUUUUUCACCCCUUCAGCAACCGGGGAUUGGGAGGUGGGAGGGAGAGGGGACCUGCAAUGCCAUGAAAACGGAUUGUUUUCCUGGAACUGGAGAGUACCUUUAAUCAGGAAAAUGUGUCUUUAUUAAUCACACUCGGGUUACAUCAUAUCGACGUUUCAGUCCAUAUCAGGACUUUCACUAGGAUAUAUUAUGUAUAUAUACACAUACAAGUACAUAUACAUAAUAUAUACAUAAUAUAUACACAUAUACACCAUCGAACAGAUAAGGAACUACACUUAUUCAUAUGAGCAAAAAAUAAUAAUUAAGUGGUGCAACUAGGCCUGGGGCUAGCACAAAUCCCAAAUAGUUGAAUCAAAUUAAGAAGAAAAAGGUCCAGGCAUUCCAAAGCUCAAUAAGGCACAUUUCUUGGGGGAACAAAGUGUAUCGACCAGAGUUUCGACCUUACAAUGGGUCUUUGUCAAGCUAACACCAAGAGGCAGUAUAGUUAUGAUAACGUGACAUUUACAGUAAAACUAUUAACAAAAUAAGGUAACUAGAUCAUUAGAAAGCAUACUUGCUCAAUGUUCAUAUCUCCACCAAAACAAUGGCUGCCAAAAAAGAGCCAGAUAACCAAGCAAAAAAUAUAACAAUCCCAAUCUUGAUGUUAUAAAUAUGCUCCCUUUUUCUUUUUUAGAGGGGGCUAGAGAGCUGUCCCAUAUAUUGUAGGCUGCAUAGACAUCUUAGCAAAUGUAUUACAUUAUUACUCUUACAAGAUAUAUUUUCUCUAAUGGAAUAUUCCUUGCCUUUAACAUUAGAUUUAAAACUCUUGAAACAAAUAUGUAUUUUAUUGUAUGAUGAGCAAUAUUAAAAUCAAAGACUACGGGAUCAAAAUCGUUAAAUUCAUUAUCCUUCAUUAUUUCUUUAAAAGUCAUACAAAUUGUGGGAUAAUACUAACCUUCCUGUUAGCUACAAUCAAUACUUCAUCUGGAUAUUUAUGUUCUUAAAACUUAUGUAUUAGCACAGUUGCUUGUUUCUCAUAUUCAGAUUUAUCUGUGCAAUGUAUUUUAAUGCCAAACACAUGUCCUUUAGGGAUAUUAUGUAACCAUGAUGAAAAAUGUCCACUAUUAUAAAGUACAUGAUUAUUUGCAUCGACAUUUUUAAAAUGGUUUCAAGUUUUUAAUUCUUUACUCUCAACAUUAUGUCUAUAUCUAGAAAAACUAGUUUAUGGUCAUCUAUAGUGCUUGUUAGCUGUACCCCCCAAUCGUUGUUAUUAGGAAUUAUAAAAACUUUAAAAUAUAUAUAUAUUUGGUAACUCUCCAUAAUAUUAACAUAUUAUCUAUCUAACGGUAAUAGAAAAGUAAUAUUUUAGAGCUAUUUACUAUUGGUAGCAGCACGUCCUAUAGUCACCUAGGGCGCCAGAUUUGAGUGACUGGCGUGGCCUGGUGGCGCGGACCGCGGUACAGAAACAUAGAAACAUAGAAACAUAGAAUGUGACGGCAGAUAAGAACCAUUCGGCCCAUCUAGUCUGCCCAAUUUUCUAAAUACUUUCAUUAGUCCCUGGCCUUAUCUUAUAGUUAGGAUAGCCUUAUGCCUAUCCCACGCAUGUUAAACUCCUUUACUGUGUUAACCUCUACCACUUCAGCUGGAAGGCUAUUCCAUGCAUCCACUACCCUCUCAGUAAAGUAAUACUUCCUGAUAUUAUUUUUAAACCUUUGUCCCUCUAAUUUAAGACUAUGUCCUCUUGUUGUGGUAGUUUUUCUUCUUUUAAAUAUAGUCUCCUCCUUUACUGUGUUGAUUCCCUUUAUAUAUUUAAAUGUUUCUAUCAUAUCCCCCCUGUCUCGUCUUUCCUCCAAGCUAUGCAUGUUAAGAUCCUUUAACCUUUCCUGGUAAGUUUUAUCCCGCAAUCCAUGAACCAGUUUAGUAGCCCUUCUCUGAACCCUCUCUAAGGUAUCAAUAUCCUUCUGAAGAUACGGUCUCCAGUACUGUGUACAAUACUCCAAGUGAGGUCUCACCAGUGUUCUGUACAAUGGCAUGAGCACUUCCCUCUUUCUACUGCUAAUACCUCUCCCUAUACAACCCUAUACAGGAGCAUCUGUUUCCUGUACCUUGCCAGACUGACAGGAAGUGCUCACUGAGAGAGCACUUCUUUUCAGUCCGUCCGGGUACAGGAAACAGAAGCUCCUUUGCCACGCUACAGUGAUAGGAGGCACAACAGGGAGGAUAACACUAGGGAGGGGAGAGAGGACCAUUAAGAUGGGGGAAGGGAGGAUCAUUAAGAGCUGUGGAGGGAGGACCACUAAGGAGUUGGGGGAGAGGGAGGACCACUAAGGGGUUUGGGGGGGGAAGACCACUAAGGGGUAGGGUGGGGAGAGGGAGGACCACUAAGAGGGGGAGGGGGAGAGAGAUGACCACUAAGGGUGGGCAGAGGGAGGACCACUAAGGGGGUGGAGGAGAGAGAGGUUCACUAAGGGGGGGAGGAAGGACCACUAAGGAGGGGGAGGGAGGACCACUGGGGGCGAGUGAACUAUAAAAAAAUAAAAAAUAAAGAGCUGCUCCCCUCUCAACCCCUUUCCUACCCCACAAAAGCUCUCUUUCAAACUACACACAUACACAAUGCAUCCUUAUACAUACACAGACACACUGAAACACACAGUGCAUCCCUUUCGCACACACACACACACACUGCUUCUCUUACACACACACACACACACAGAAACAAAAUGCAUCUCUUACGCACACUCAAUGCACCCCUUACAGACACACACUGCACUGCAUUACAUACACAGAAACACACCUUGCAUUCCUUACAGAUACACCCAGAAACACACAAUGCAUUCCUCACACACUGCAUCCCCUAUACACACACUAUAUCCCUUACACAAAUUGGUAUCCCUAUACACUACAUUCCAUAAGAACACACACACAUUACAUCCUCUACAAUGACACAUAACACAUCCCCUACACACAUCCGCAUACACUCCACUCCCUGUGAGCGAACUCAUGGGUGGGCCAUGUAGGUGGACUUAUGGGCGGUCCUUGUAGGCAUACUCAUGGUCAGGCCCUGGGGACCCAGACCUUGAGCUAUAUAAGGGGCCCCAAAAAAUGGAGCUGCUUCUUGUUCAUUGAUUUUUUGUGGACACUGAUUUUUUGUGGACACAAACAGUCUCCAAAGAUCCUCUUCUACACCAGACCUGUGGAGCCAGACUGCAGCCUGAGCCCAUCAUCAUCCUCUUGUCCUCAUUUGGUGGUAAGAAGGCAAUCCAGUAUAUUAUUAGCGGCACUAAUCUCUAAUUUACCUCACAUUAAAGGGCCAUUAUAGUCACAGAACCACUACAGCUUAAUGUAGUGGUUAUGGUGUCUAUAGCCUGUCCCUGCAGGCUUUUUACGCUUAACACACUGCCAUUUCAGAUAAAAGACACUGUGUGCAGCACUGGUGUAGGCCCAUAUGGCAGAUCAUAUGGGUGGGGUAUUGUGAUGUCACAUGGUGAGCAGAACAUAUGGGGGCGGCAUAUUUUUUGUUUGCCUAGAGCAGCAAAAAUCCUUGCACCAGCCCUGAUUGGUAGUAGGCAUGAAAGAAAUAUUCUGAAUGUGUCUGUAUUGUCUUUUUGCAGAUCGCUGCAAUGAAGUUGUUCAGUCUGGCUUUCAGGAACACUUUCAACCAAUCGUUGUUAAUAAUAGCCUGAUCUGUGUUUCAAGCUGCAGUCCAAAUUCAAAAAGCUAUUUAAAUUGUCAUGAUGGCACCUGCCAAUUACAAAAGGUCACAGGAGCACAUUGUCUGUGAGUAUAUGUUUUGGUUUAUAGAACAAUCUCUAUAUACAAAAUAAUGCUUCUUACUGAUACAGCAUUCUACUAUGUGUCAUGAGAUAUGGUGGGGUAGUAUAUAAAUACAGCCUCACGCAAAGACACUUAUAAUGAACCCAUUAUCUAAUAUUGGAUGCAAUGCUUCCCGGAUUUAGCAAUUAUAUGUUAACAGUUGUUUGUCUGGCCUAAAAUGUGUGUUUUUGUGUUUUUUUGUUUAGUAACUUUGUAUUGCUCUAUCUUUGUUUUGCAGUUGUCCAAAAACAGAAACAUACGUAUAUACCUCCCAGGGGUGCCAGGGAAAGAUAUUAAAGGCAGGAUUAUAUGGUGGUAUUGGUGCGGGAAUUGCAGCGCUUGUAAUAUUUAUUUUCACUUUGAGUUUCUUCAUGUUUCGAAAACACCAGAAAAAGUAAGUACUGUUUUUGGAAUAUAUUGUUUGCUUCCUUAUGUUAUGUGUCUGUGCUUUGAGAUUUAUAAAUAUAUAUGUAAACUGGCCUGAUUUCAUUCAUUUGUAAUAUUCUAGCUCCCUUAUACCUGUACAUUGUGUGCUCGGAUAGUUAUAUAACUGCAACGCUCUGUGAAUUUAGGCAUACGUUAUUCAAAGAUGAUGACAAAUCAUGGUAUGAAGACUAUGACGAUGAAUGGAGUGUUGAGCGAGGAAUCACCAACCUAAGUGAGGCAGUAUAUGAAGGUAUGUAAACAGCUGAAAAGUACCACAAUCCAGCUAGAAUGACUAAAAAUGAUAAGUCAGCCUUAUGUUGGUGUUACUAAAAACAUUCCAGGGACAGACUCAUAGCUCUUUCUGUUUGUAUCACUAAAUCAGCCCGCGGGAGCAGAGACUGACUCAUAGCUGCUUCUGUUGGUGUCACCUUGCAAGCAGAAGAAUGGAUGCAUUGCUCUUUUUUUGUGACCAUAUGCAGGGAAGGAUGUUUAGAAAGCAAGUCUAACUAAAUGUUCCUUUUUGUCCAGAUUAUCAGCAAAGAUUCCGACCAGCCCUUGAGAAUGUAGAUACAACCACCCAGGUAGGCAAAGAUUGACUUUCUCUUCCUCUUCGUAUAAUUUCUCUUUGUUUCCUUCCCUGGAUUACUUUUAUUUCCAUUCUUAUAUUUUUUUAUGAUUGACUGCUUUUUAUAGAUUGACAUUGUAUUUUGUUGUACAUUAUGUCAUGGCAUUGUGCUUUUCCAUCUCUGUUGGAAGGAAUUUUCUCUGAAUUUUAGAAUUUGUACAAUACAUUAAUUUAUUGAAACUCUUUCAACUUUUUUUCCCCCAUGUUCUUAUUUCAUUAUUGGUCCUCUUUCUUCACUAACCUUCACAUAAUCGUUACUUCUUGUACAGGUUAAAAUACAGAGACCAGAGGUUUUGAAAAAAUGA